ACACUUUGGAUAAUGGCUCCUACCAACAUUUCUCUGGAUACUUUCUCCUCGAAAGAAAAAAACAAACUGAGAAAGCCUAUUGUGGAAAAGAUGCGCAGAGACAGGAUUAAUAACAGCAUCGAGCAGCUGAAGCUUCUCCUGGGGAAAGAAUUUCACGAGCAGGAACCCAAUGUCAAACUAGAGAAGGCUGAUAUCCUUGAGAAGGCAGUGAGCUACCUGCAACAGCAAACAAGUCAGUCUCCCAAUUUGGCAAAACUGGAACAAGAUUACAAGCAAGGGUUCUCAUGCUGUUUAAAAGAAGCCGUGCAGUUCCUGUGCUAUUACCCAGAAAAUGGAGAAACCCAGAUGAAACUGCUUAAUCACCUGCAAGCACCCCAAAGGCUCUCAGUUGCCCCUCACACCUAUAUCCCCAGUGUUUCUGACUCCAAACAAGUAGCUCUGGCGAGCACAACCAACAAAAUAUGGCGUCCCUGGUGAACUCCAAUGGACUAUUGAAUCCCAGAGGGAAAAAUGACUUGAAGUCACAUAUUCCUCUAGCAGUAAGGAACACUUUCCUAAUAGUCUACCUGGAUAUGCUUGGAUGUUGUCAAUCAACUCAAAAAAAAAAACCUGAUUCUGACAAGCAUGCGCGUUAUCCUAUGGGAUGCUUAGUAACUCCUAUGAAGAAGUUCAUUUACUUGUACCUUGCUCAAGGGUUUAAAGAGCGUUUUAUCAUUGUUGAUAAUGUAGUAUCAUUUAUAAUGUUUUUUUUAACAUUUUAUUUUAUCUUCUAUGAAGUAUAAUAGUUCUAUAAUACUUAUAGAUAUAUAUAUUGUACAAUGGGGUGAUAGUACAUUCAUGUGCCAUAUGUAUUGUGUUAUAUACGGCAGUGCACCAGGAUGGUGAAAUCCCAACCCCCAUUUCAGCUAGUUACUUCAGUGAAGUUGCCUUUGUAGCAUAUGUAUUGUAUAAUAUUUAUAUUAGGGCUAUAUUUUAGAAAAUGAGAGAAUUAGGCAAAGUUUUGCCAACGGUUUUAUUUUUUUUAAACUGUACAUUUGGAUUUCUCUACCUGCAAAACAGGACCCUAUUCUAAUAGAAUGUUGUUAUGUGUAUGUAUAAAAGGAUAUUCUAAUCCACAGCAUAUCAUUCUUUAAGGAAUGAAGACUAGUAUUUCUAAAGAGGAAAAAGUGCUUUCAUUUGUGUAGAUGGCAACUUCCCAUCUGGCAGCUAUAUGCUACAUAUUCUGUGUAACUUCUGUGAAGUUAAUAGUGAGUAACCUCAAUAACAGGUUCAAGGGAAAUUAUCUUUAAGAGCAGACUUUUAUUAGAGAGUAUCUUUAAUGAAGUCAGAAUAAAGAUUCAUGUAUCUUUUAUAAAGAUGUGCUUCUAUCUCUUUGCAUGUUUAUUUCUUGUUAAAGAAAUGCCUGUUCUAUGUGAUCCUACAACUUUUUGUUGUAAAAAAAAAACAAGUGUAUGAAAUAUUUUGAUUCAUCUGGUAGCUGCGCCUGUGGUUAUAUUGAGUAAAUCGUCCUUGUGGGACGGACAUUGUUUAUGUUUAACAUGUACUUCUGUACAAUUUAUAUAUUGCACUGAAUUUGUUUUCUUUUUAAAGGAAUAUUGCACAAGGUUGAAAUAAAAUAAUUCUUCUACAGUA
Messenger RNA from Xenopus laevis (African clawed frog), 1632 nucleotides. It is a transcript of the gene hes5.S, whose product is annotated as hes family bHLH transcription factor 5 S homeolog. NCBI's taxonomy places the organism in Eukaryota, Metazoa, Chordata, Amphibia, Anura, Pipidae. Gene Ontology annotation, molecular function: DNA binding; protein dimerization activity. The record is from RefSeq and is marked provisional. Gene Ontology annotation, biological process: system development; neuronal stem cell population maintenance; negative regulation of transcription by RNA polymerase II. Gene Ontology annotation, cellular component: nucleus.